Molecule: messenger RNA, 2525 nt
Organism: Cucurbita pepo subsp. pepo (vegetable marrow)
Lineage: Eukaryota; Viridiplantae; Streptophyta; Magnoliopsida; Cucurbitales; Cucurbitaceae
Product: glycosyltransferase BC10
Cellular component (GO): membrane
Molecular function (GO): glycosyltransferase activity
Source: RefSeq, a predicted model, not a curated record
GGCGAUCGAGGCGCGCUAUUCGUUUGGGUUGGAAUCUGUAAACCCACUCAGUUUCUCCUUCUGCAUCAACAUCAACCAGGAAUACUAGAACAAGGCUCUCCGCUUAUCACUCAGAUCUCUGCACCUCCCGCCAACAUUGAUCUCUCUCGCUCUCGCAACCUUCCCGGCCAGCGUCGUCUCCGCUUGAUCAGAGGUUUUCGGUGGUAAAUGACGAGUGCUAAUUUGCUGUCGUUUGUUUUCACUUUUAAGGGGAGACAUCAGGGUAAUUGGUGAUGAAGUUUUUACUGGACAAAUGAGCAUACGGCCACUAUGCCGUUAUGAUAAGUUUGAUCGUGCAUGGCAGCUUGCACUAUAGACACUCACAAUGCUAGGAUCACGUCAAAGGCCAUACUUAAAGCCAUAUGUAUACAUUAUUAUUUUGGUUUCGGUGGUCAGCAUAUUUCUAUUUGGCACCUACGUUUUUCCACCAAGAAGCUCUUUCAUUUGUUAUAUCUUUAGUGGGUGUAUCAAUGGUGAAUUUAAUCAGCGCCGGCCCACUGCUUCCCGGGAAUUAACAGAUGCAGAGAUUGCAUCUCGGGUUGUAAUUAGGGAAAUUUUGAAGAGACCUCUAGCUCAAUCCAAGAAUCCGAAAAUUGCCUUUAUGUUUUUGACUCCAGGUCCACUACCCUUUGAGAAGCUCUGGCAUAAAUUUUUUGAUGGUCAUGACGGCAGAUUUUCUAUAUAUGUGCAUGCGUCUAGAGAAAAAGUAUCACAUUCAAGCCCCCAUUUUGUAGGUCGUGACAUUCGCAGUGAAAAGGUAGCCUGGGGAGAAAUGUCUAUGGUUGAUGCAGAGAAGAGACUUUUGGCAAAUGCACUUAUAGACCCUGAUAAUCAGCACUUUGCUUUGUUAUCUGAAAGUUGUGUACCUCUUCACGAAUUCGAGUAUGUUUAUAACUAUUUGAUAUUUACAAAUGUCAGCUAUAUUGAUUGUUUUGAUGAUCCUGGUCCCCAUGGAAGUGGUAGGUAUUCAGAGCGCAUGUUACCUGAAAUUGAAAAGAAAGACUUUCGUAAAGGUUCUCAGUGGUUUUCCAUGAAGCGACACCAUGCUAUUAUUGUGAUGGCUGACAGUCUUUACUAUACAAAAUUCAAGCUUUACUGUAAGCGAACUAAGGAUGGCCCGAACUGCUAUGCCGACGAACACUAUUUUCCAACCUUUUUCAAUAUGAUCGACCCUGGUGGAAUUGCAAAUUGGUCCGUAACACAUGUAGAUUGGACUGAGGGAAAGUGGCAUCCAAAAUCAUAUAGGAAUCAAGAUGUCACCUAUGAGCUUCUGAAGAAUAUUGCUUCGUUAGAUAAGGCCGCUCAAAUUACGAGUACUGCACCGAAGAGGGUGAUGUUCAAAACCUGCUUGUGGAAUGGAGUGAAAAGACCAUGCCAUCUAUUUGCUAGAAAAUUUUAUCCAGAAACUCUGGGAAAAUUGUCCCACCUUUUCUCUAACUACACGGUGGUUGUUUAGGCCAUCUCGUUGCCCUCCUCGAUCGAGACGUCAUUUAAGAGGUUAGAACAAUGUGGUUGAUAGUUUUAUACCGUUGGUUUGAUUAUACGAUAGGAUAACUAAAAAUUGUAUUUUGACCACGCAUCCAAUCCAAUGGUUUUAAAAGGAACAACCACAUCACACAAUGAAUCAUGCCCCUAUUUCUCACCGAUGAGCCUUCUUUCCAGAGCUAUAGCUGAUUCCUUUUAUGUAGAGUCGUAGAAAGUGAACCUGAAGCUGCCAUGGUUGGCUGCCUUUCUUUGGCUUGUGGCUUGUCUUCUCAGCCUUAGUUUUAUAAAAAGGUUCAAUUAAAUAAAGACAUUGAGCUCAUAGAUGACACACACCUGAUAAGCAAGAACUGAACGUCUCGUUAGAUAAAGUAGAUGUCUUUUUGCUUCUUAUUUCCUUAUUUUUGUGUUGUCAUGUUGAUGGUGUUACUGUUAUUACCUUUUCUUUUGUUUUCUGUUUUCAUUUAGAUGUCAUUUUAAAAGAUAGCUUCAGCUUCAUUGAUUACCGAACCGAACGAGAUAAUCGAACUUGUUUGAGCUUUGCAGAUAUUUGUAACUUUGAAAAACAGAGACUUGCUUAGUCAAGUCUUCUUUAUAUGUGAAUUCGUAGAGUAAGCAGAGACCCAACUAUACGAUCGGAGUUUAAACAUGUAAACCAUGGGUCCCCUGAAUAUCCAUCAUCAGCCAACCCCCUUUCCCGACUUUUGUUCUACCAAGCAGUUAAUUUUUAAUCCAAAGUGACAUAUUUAUGAUCAUAUGUUUGUUUUGGUACGAGUACUUGAACUCGAGUUAAUUGUUUUAUUUGUUUUCGUUUUUUUGUAUGAUUGAGGUUCACAACAUUGUCCUGAAGAGAAAGUCAACACUUUAGGUGGUAAACACAAGUCAUUUCGGAUUGAAUAUAGUCGACCAAUCAAAUUUUAAGCGUUUAUAUUUUUGUAAGUUAUUCAAUGCUAUUCAAUACAUUCUCCCCCUUACAUUAUGAGAAUCAAAAUUCACUUGUGUCA